Pungitius pungitius (ninespine stickleback) is the source of this 2740-nucleotide messenger RNA. RefSeq names its product RNA exonuclease 5-like. The record is from RefSeq and is a predicted model, not a curated record. NCBI's taxonomy places the organism in Eukaryota, Metazoa, Chordata, Actinopteri, Perciformes, Gasterosteidae. Gene Ontology annotation, cellular component: nucleus. Gene Ontology annotation, molecular function: RNA binding; exonuclease activity. The transcript has 19 exons. The coding region runs from base 63 to 2336 and encodes 757 amino acids.
AUCACAAAUUGUAACGUGCUUCGUGCCCAUGUGUUUUUAGCCUCUACCAGUUGUGGUAAAACAUGAAUUUGGAACACGCAAGCUCCGUAACAUCUGAAACAUCUGGCGAGCUUUCAUCUGCGGCCGAGGCAUGCAACAGAAGGAAAAGAAAGCGCGUCGCCCCUCCCGAGGCGCCCGGGGGGGCCAAGAGGUCAAAAGGGCGCUCGCCGAGCAUCUCCGUGCCGCCCGACAGCCUCCAACGAGCGAUCGGGGCGAGCGAGCUGACGGCGCUGCUGCACUACGCCGCUCUGGGGAGGGCGGGCGGCGUCCGGCGGCCCAGCUGGUGUCGUCUCCGCCGUCAGAGGAGGGUCACGGCGGUGAACGUGGUGAUCGUGGAGGGGCUGACGCAGACGCACUUCUACAAGCACUACCUCGCCCUGCGGCACCUCAGGACCAGCUACACCACCAGGCUGACCUUCACGCCAUCGCUCGGCGACCUGGCGUCCGGGAUCUUCAGCGGGGAGGUUCUGAAAACGGGCGCCGCGUCCCUCCAGCGGCCGCUCGGCGGGAGACUCAAAGCAGCACUGAUGACUCACCCAGUGAUCACCAAGUUCGGCACCCAGAGGAGAGGCCUGACGGCGUAUGUUCUCACCGAGGAAGAGAUGAUCAAGAGACGCUACCCUGUCAAAGGGUUGCCGGGCUUCGAGGGGUUUGUGUGCACAGACUGCGCUGACCGCGUGACGGACAGCAGCCCUCUGUACGGAAUGGACUGUGAGAUGGUUCACACAGAGCGAGGGUACGAGUUGGCGCGCGUCUCUCUGGUGGACAGCGACGGGAGCUGUCUGCUGGACGACCUGGUGAAGCCUCAAAACCGAAUACUCAACUACCUCACCAGGUUCUCUGGUAUAACCAAAGCGAUGUUGCGACCAAUCACGACGAGCCUGCGUGACGUUCAGGUGAAGCUCGGGAAGCUGUUGCCGAGCAACGCGGUUCUGGUGGGACACUCGCUGGAAAGCGACCUCGUGGCUUUGAAACUCAUCCACCGGCAUGUAAUGGACACCUCGCUGCUGUACAGGAGAGACUUUGGACAAAGGUUUAAGCUGAAGGUCCUGGCAGAGGUCGUGCUGCAGAGACAGAUACAAACAGAAGACAAGACGGGGCAUAACCCUGUUGAGGACGCGGUGGCAGCUCUGGAGCUGGCUCAAUAUUUUAUAAAAAUGGGGCCGAGUCAGGUGGUGGAGCGUCACCGAGAGGAGCUGUGGGGAUACACCACGGUGGACGAGCCCGCUGACUGUGAGCCUGAAGCCAAACCCAGUCUCAGGUUUGCGGACGUGUUGCAGACUCUGGGCCGGUCCGUGGCCUACAUGGGGAGGCGCUCGGACGUCCCGCUGGAUCUGUCCAAUCAGCAGUGGCACAACUCGGACAAAGCACUGGUGGCCUCCUUCAGGAGGCGGACCGGGUGUCCGUUCCUCUCGGUGCUCAAGUUCUCCUCCCUCUCUGACCGCCCGCGCCCGGAGCCCCUCGCCGACGCGCGCGCCCUUCGGGACAUGUGCGUGGCGUUCGCCGGGCCGCUCCCCGCGGGCGUCUCCGAGCGGGAAGUGAGGCGGCUCUUUGGGCGCUGCGGGGCGGUUCGGAGCGUCCGACUGUUGAGCUCGCCCGUCACGGUGCAUGCAGAGGUGGAGUUUGAGCUGCUGGAGGGGGCCGUGCUGGCUCUAAAGGUGUUGAAUGGACUUCACGUGCAUGGACAGCCCAUCAAGGUGCAGAGGCCCGUUAACGCGUCGCUGCUGGACCUGGACCUGACUCUGGACGCCUUGAUGCGCGACGGCACCAACGCCAGCCGCCUCUACGCCGCCAGGUCCCGCCUCUCCGCGAGGGCCAACGGCGCGCCGCGGCCGGACCGACUGUCCGAGGAGGCCGUCCGAGAGACGUUCGGGCGCUUCGGCCCGGUGGAGGGAGUCGUCCUGGCCGCGAGGCACGCCCACAUACAGUUCCAGGGCCCGGCGGAUAGGGAGGCGGCACUCGGCUCCUCCGAGGACCUCCGCAAGGAAAAGUACCUCGUCUGUCCGUCCCUGACGCCGCCGCACUUACCCUCCUGGGUUGCUACGACGACGACGAGGAGCAGCGGGGAGGAGGAGGACGACGCCGGCGGCGAGGAGAGGCCCCCCGGGCACGCCGGCUCGCAGGUGAAGGCAGACCGGGCUGCUGAUGAGGACCAGGAAAUGGACCUCCUGUUGGGGAAGUUGGACCGCCGCCUACAGAAGCUCCUCGGAUCUCUCCCAGAAGGCACCUUGUCCGUGGUCGUGCUGCCCGGAGGCGCCAGCGCUCAGGGUUUGUGCCUAAUGGAGGUGAAACAGUGAGGAACCGGCCUCCAACUCAUCAGCCGGCGUCACGCUCCAGUGGAACCCUUGGAUUAGGUAGAAUGUGUAUAAAGUUUAAAUUAAAUACAGUACUUGUAAAGAGAUUGCCGCCCCGGAGAUAAUGAAAUGCUUGGAGAGUCUUUUAAUGGGAACUUGGUUGGAUUUUAUUUUUGUAAAUGGUCUGAAGGUGUUUUAGUGAGAAUUGGUUUUUGUGGAAGCGUGAAGUGACUGAAACCAAAGACAAUCACAUCCUAUGUUCACUUGAUUUUAUAACAAAUUGCCUAUAAAGUUUUUUUAACCAGCAACAAAUGUUUGAAUAUCAGACUUGUUUUUGACUUUCAGAAACCAUGAAUAGAGUAUAUCAAAGUGAGACUUUUCCCUCAUCCAGGGAGAUCUGGUUCACU